This is a messenger RNA of Lampris incognitus (smalleye Pacific opah), 4513 nucleotides long. Its product is annotated as cAMP-specific 3',5'-cyclic phosphodiesterase 4B-like. Gene Ontology annotation, biological process: signal transduction. The coding region runs from base 1 to 2277 and encodes 758 amino acids. Gene Ontology annotation, molecular function: transmembrane transporter binding; 3',5'-cyclic-AMP phosphodiesterase activity. Lineage: Eukaryota; Metazoa; Chordata; Actinopteri; Lampriformes; Lampridae. The record is from RefSeq and is a predicted model, not a curated record. Gene Ontology annotation, cellular component: cytosol; nucleus; perinuclear region of cytoplasm. The transcript is spliced from 16 exons.
AUGAAGAAAAGCAGGAGUGAGCUGGAGGUAACGCCAGGAGAUGAGAGUAAGGAUCCUCCGUUGGGGCAGUUUUCAACCGUCAGCACCUUGGGGGUGGAGCUGCACAGGGUCCACAGGCGUUUCUCCGGCAACCUUCAGCUUCCCCCGUUGUCAUGGAGACAGGCGGAGAGGGAGAGGGAGAGGGGUAGGCCGCUGACGCCGGAGGAGAAUCCAGUGACCCGGACCAGACCAACAAGUCUCCCCAUUGUCACUUUGCCUCGCAUUGACAUCACACAUGCUGACCCAGACAGCUUUGAAGUGGAGAAUGGCCCUUCAAGGUGCUGUAGCCCUUCAGAACCCCCAGCGUCUCCAGGUUCAGGCCUGGUUUUGCAUCCCAACCUGGCGGGUCAAAGCCAGCGCCGAGAGUCCUUCCUCUACCGCUCUGACAGCGACUAUGAGCUCUCGCCCAAGUCUAUGUCCCGCAACUCCUCCAUUGUCGGAGAACUGCAUGGAGAAGACUUAAUUGUUACUCCGUUUGCCCAGGUUCUGGCAAGUCUUCACACUGUCAGGAACAACAUCACCACCUUGACAAAUGUACAGUGUACUUCCAACAAGAGAUCUCCUGCUGCAAGUCAGCCUUCUGUCACCAAAGUAUGCCUAUCAGACGAGUCCUACCAGAAGCUGGCUAUGGAAACCAUGGAGGAACUGGACUGGUGUCUGGACCAGCUGGAGACUAUCCAGACCUACCGUUCCGUCAGCGACAUGGCCUCCAACAAGUUCAAGAGGAUGCUGAACCGGGAGCUCAGCCACCUGUCUGAGAUGAGUCGCUCUGGCAACCAAGUGUCAGAGUACAUCUCCAACACCUUCCUCGACAAGCAGAAUGAGUUGGAGUUGCCAUGCCCGGUGUCCAAGUCCAGAGAGAGGAAGAGGAGGCAGGGGCAGCAUGCAGGACAGCAGGUGCAGCCGCAGCAGCAGCAGGGUGGCAUGAUGACUCAGAUUAGUGGAGUCAGAAAGGUCCAUCACACCCCGGGCCUGUCCGGCUGCACUGUCAACCGCUUUGGGGUCAAGACUGACCAGGAGGAGCUGCUGUCUAAGGACCUGGAGGACAUUAAUAAAUGGGGCCUGAAUAUCUUCAGGGUGGCAGAGCACUCACACAACCGACCCCUCACAUGCGUCAUGUACGCCAUCUUUCAGGAGCGAGACCUGAUGAGGACGUUCAAGAUUCCAGCGGACACCUUUGUGACGUUCAUGCUGACCCUGGAGGACCACUAUCACUCCGACGUGGCCUACCACAACAGCCUGCACGCCGCUGACGUAGCCCAGUCCACACACAUCCUACUGUCCACCCCCGCUCUGGAUGCGGUCUUCACCGACCUGGAGAUCUUGGCAGCCAUUUUUGCUGCUGCCAUCCAUGACGUGGACCAUCCGGGAGUUUCCAACCAGUUCCUCAUUAACACUAACUCGGAGCUGGCUCUGAUGUACAAUGAUGAGUCAGUGCUGGAGAACCACCAUCUGGCUGUGGGCUUCAAGCUGCUGCAGGAGGAGAACUGUGAUAUCUUCCAGAAUCUCACCAAGAAACAAAGGCAGACGCUAAGGAGGAUGGUCAUUGACAUGGUAUUGGCCACAGACAUGUCUAAGCACAUGAGCUUGCUGGCUGACCUGAAGACCAUGGUGGAAACCAAGAAGCUGACCAGCUCUGGAGUUCUUUUACUGGACAACUAUACAGACAGGAUGCAGGUUCUCCGCAACAUGGUUCACUGUGCUGACCUAAGCAACCCCACCAAGUCUCUGGAUCUGUACCGGCAGUGGACAGACAGGAUCAUGGAUGAGUUCUUCCACCAGGGAGACAGAGAGAGGGAGAGAGGAAUGGAAAUCAGCCCGAUGUGUGACAAACAUACUGCCUCCGUGGAAAGGACACAGGUGGGCUUCAUCGAUUACAUAGUCCAUCCUCUGUGGGAGACAUGGGCUGACCUGGUCCACCCCGAUGCCCAGGACAUACUGGACACACUGGAGGACAACAGGAACUGGUACCAGAGCAUGAUUCCCCAAAGCCCCUCGCCCCCCUUCUACACCAGUGACGGGGAGGGUGGCAGACAUGGGGCUGAAGAGGGGGGGCAGGGGGGGAGUAAGUUCCAAUUCGAACUUACGCUGGAAGAGCAGCAUGGACAGGAUAAAGACGGGGAGGUGGGGAUGAUGGAGACAGCGGGUGGAUGUGAUGACGGCACACUCCAGGAUCAUCCCUGCGAUCGGGGCGGUGUAGAAACAGCCACACGCGGAGUCUCCCCGGCCGAGACAUAGCUGAACCCCAGGUGUCUGUCUGAGUGCAGCAGGUUUCGCUGUUUUGGGUGAAUUAAUUUAAUUGCAGUGGAGCAAUCCUGCAAUCUGGCUCUUUGGUGCUGUCUGGCCAAGAGGGUCUGACUGACUGUAGGCCCACCCUGAAGAAGAGGGUUGGAAACCCUACGGCAGUUUUGUUUUUGAGCCCUCGAAAUGAAGGAGGAAGAAGAGUGUUGCCUUGACAACUCUAUAAGGAAGGGACUACUGUUGAACUGCAGAGGCAGUGAUUCUCACAGAUAAUGAAGGUGACGUGAAAGGAAGCUAUAUCCAAGUGUACUGGGACACGUUAAGAACUUGAACUUGCACUCCCGGACAUUUUCUAUGUUCAUUUUGACUUUGUAUCGUAUUGGGAUUGGAUGCCACCAGGGAAAGUGUCCAUCCAAACUACUGGUCAACAUGUAUUUGUAGUAGUUUACUUUUCUAAGUUUACUUUUCUAACACUUGUCUAAAGACGUUGUGUGCCUUUUUUUACAGCGGUGUCUUUUGUAAGUGUUUUUAUAAUUUAUUGAGCACAUUCAUGUAGAUGUGAAAUGUGUUUUCUACAAAAAAUAAUCUAUUUGUCUCACACAGUCUUCCUGAUGUUCUGGCAAUAGUAUAUAAGCUUGUUCUCACAAAAGUGAUCAGUGGAUAAAUCCCUAAAAUCAUUUGACUUCCCAGCACAAUUUGCACUUUGUGACAUAGGACAAAGAGAGUAUAUGAGGCAUCGGUUAGUUUCCAAAAUCACAAGACAAUAUGUUAAACAUAUAAGCCAAAUAUUCUAUACAGUGUGUGUGUGUGUGUGUGUGUGUGUGUGUGUGUGUGGAUACAGCCCGGAUUUAUUUCACCCGCAUAAGCUAAUUAUGCCAUCAUUAUUUAGAUUUCCUGAAAGUAAAAAAAAAAAAUUGCAAUAGUUUCAGAAGUCCAAAAGACAUUUUGAACCCCAAAGAGAAGAUGAGAGCACUUUGACAGUAUUCACUGCUUCCUCGGAAAAUUGUGAUGCCACACGUGGCAAAUCAAAUACAUCGUUCUUCCGCACACAAAUCAAACAGACCCCUCACAGCAUCCCCAAAGAAUUGUGUAUUUCACGCGAUGGAGCGACAAAAAGCACGUUUUUUCCAGCUGAAUUUCAAGCGACCCCUCACUAAAGAGUACAAUGAGAGGACUAUUGUGCUGCACUUUCCUAGUCACCUCAUGCAAGGAGGGAAUGUUUCCUCCUUCCUCCUUCCUUUUGAUUACCUGUUGUGAUUUAGCGGAACUCUCUUGACAUCAUUCCAAUCCAGUGAACAUGACUCAGCCCAUGUGACGUCUUCUGAGUUUUGGUUGAGCAUAUAGACUGUAUGCCCACAUACACGUUCGUAAUAGAAUACUUUGGUUUUAAUCUUUUUUUUUGUUCAAAUAUUGAGACAGCUCUGCAGCUGGUUGCUGAUCUGUCCACAUUACCUUAAAGGUACAGUUGUGUAAGGUGCAACCGCCAGAGAAGGGAGGUCAAUAUGGCAUCACACAGUGAUGACACCUCUCUUCCUCUGUGUGUGUGUGUGUGUGUGUGUGUGUGUGUGUGUGUGUGUGUGUGUGUGUGUGUGUGUGUGUGUGUCCACAUGCGUGUAUUUAAUUGAUCACAUAAUCGCACAAUCUCCUCUUGCACCCAGCCUUGUUGUGCUGACCUUGCAACUGUUUGUAACAGUGUAUUUAUUACCUUGUACAUGAUAAUAAUGAUGAUGUUGACUGAUGAUAUUCAUUGUACAUUUGCUAUUAUUUAUGUAUGCAACCACCUGUUCAUCAAAAUACUGACUGAAUUUGUCUGGAUGGUUCUGAUUUAUUCUUUUUAGCAGUGCAUUUUGAUAGGGCCACAACAUGAAGUUAUUCGACUGACUUUUCUCGGCGUUCUGGUGAACACAAGCGUUGGAAAUUCACAAAAUACAUUUAGUUUUAAAGUACAAAAAAAAAAUGUUUUGUACAUAAGUCCUAACACCCAACAUCUCACAUGAGGUGCUUGGCAGAGAGAAUUGUUCUUUUUUUUUUCUUUUGUUUCACGGACUUUAUGAAGGCUGGAUUGUUACUGCAGUAUAUUGUGUACGGUGACGGGUCAUUGUACAGUUUUAAGUAUAUUUGCUGAAGUAUAUCACGUUGUUUUCAGUGGUUUUUCCUCACACAAUGUAUGAUAUGAUGAUGUAUUGUGCUCAUCAGUUGUUUUCUAUCCGAUCAUUAAAAUGGGCAUGGACUA